Peronospora farinosa is the source of this 369-nucleotide messenger RNA. NCBI's taxonomy places the organism in Eukaryota, Oomycota, Peronosporomycetes, Peronosporales, Peronosporaceae. The record is from the annotation of a GenBank genome assembly.
AUGAGUGGCGUCUUCCCAGGCAACAGCAGUCUCAUUCAGCAGUUAGAUAAGCAAGUGCUGAUGGUCUUACGCGAUGGUCGCCACCUCGUUGGGUAUCUACGAAGUUUUGAUCAGUAUUCAAAUAUUAUUCUUGAAGACACAUUUGAACGUCACGUGUCUAAAGGAUUAUUCUGUGAUAUUGAGCUCGGUCUCAACAUUAUCCGUGGUGACAAUAUUGUUCUUCUUGGUGAAUUGGACAGUGACAAGGAGCGCGAUCAGCCACACAUGAAGCGCGUUGAGUUGGAAGAGGUGCUGGAGGCUGAAGAACGGCUAAACGAAGAAGGCAACACUAGCGUCCGUCAGCAAUGGGACUUUGAACACCAGCAUUAA